CUCAUAUGUCAACAUGGCCACAGCAGUAAACAGUCUCGAGCUGCUGUGCACGAGGACUACAGAGGGGUUAUAAAGGCUCAGCUGCUGCUCGCGGACUUCAGACCCUGAAAACAUCAAGUCAAUGAGCAUAAAAGCAGUUGUGUGCUCAGCGGUGUGUCUCCGGCUGUACUGUCUGUCUCUCGAUCGAUGGAUUUCCAAACACUGUGCACUUUUAAAAGUUUCGAGCAGGUCUGGAGUCGGUACGGUUAUGGGGAGGACUUCCAAGGCGUGAUGGAGCGCGAGUUCACACGGAUUAAAGGGAUAACUUAUCUGGAUCAUGCAGCAACUACUCUGUACCCUGAGUGUCUGAUCAGGGACUACUUCCAGGACAUUUCAAGGAACGUAUACGGAAACCCUCACAGCCAUAACCCCAGCAGCAGAUUGACACAUGACACAGUGGACAGGGUGAGAUACAGGGUAUUGCAGCAUUUUAACGCCACCCCUGAGGAGUACUCUGUGAUUUUCACUUCUGGUUGUACAGCCGCUCUCAAAUUAGUGGCUGAGAGCUUUCCCUGGAGCCCGCAUACUGAGAGCGAAGUGGGGAGUCACUUCUGCUACCUCACUGACAGCCAUACCUCUGUAGUUGGCAUCAGAGGACUGACUUCUGGCCGGGGUGUAGUUACCCUGCCUGUCUCGCCGCAGGAAGUGGAAAACAGGGCAAAGGAUGAGGCUGAAGGUGACGGUGUUGUUUGCCAGACGCCGCACCUCUUCUGCUACCCAGCACAGAGCAACUUCUCUGGAAGGAAGUAUCCCCUUAGCCAUGUGAAAGGCAUCCAGGCAAGACGCCUUUACCCAGCAUGUGAGCACCAAGGCCGCUGGUUUGUGCUGCUCGAUGCUGCCGCUCAUGUCAGCUGCUCCCCUCUAAACCUACAGGAGUGCCCUGCUGAUUUCAUUCCCAUCUCUUUCUACAAGAUGUUUGGCUUCCCUACAGGUCUGGGGGCUCUUCUUGUCCGUAACGACGCAGCAGGCAUAUUAAAAAAGACUUAUUUUGGAGGAGGCACAGCAGCAGCUUACCUUUCUGGAGAAGAUUAUUAUGUGCAUGCGGCAAACAUUUCUGACAGAUUUGAAGAUGGCACUGUCUCUUUUUUGGACAUCAUUGCGGUAAAUCACGGUUUUGAAGCUCUUUACAGGAUCACAGGGGGCAUGCACAACAUCCAACAGCACACGUUUGGCUUGGCACGCUACACUUACAUGCUGCUGUCAAGUGUUUGCCAUGGCAACGGGCGACCAGUGGCUCAGAUAUACACUGAAGGCCAGUUUGAGAGUCCAAGCACACAGGGUGCAGUCCUAAACUUCAACCUCAAGGACUCUCAUGGACAGAUAAUUGGGUAUUCUCAGGUUGACAGAAUGGCAAGUCUGUUCAAUAUACAUGUGCGCACAGGUUGCUUCUGUAACACUGGGGCCUGUCAGUCCUUCCUCGGAAUCACCAAUCAGCAGAUGAGGAGAAACUUGCAGGCCGGCCACGUCUGCGGAGACAGCAUCGACCUGGUGGACGGCCAGCCGACCGGAUCUGUUCGCGUGUCGUUUGGCUACAUGUCAACAUUUGAAGACUGUCAAAAGUUCCUGAACUUUGUUGCAGAGUGCUUCGUAGAGAAACCGCUCACGUUGGACCAAGUGAGACUGGAGGAGUUAAAAACAGCCACAGCAGCGUCCCGGGGCUCAAACGAACAUUAUCCAAUCAAAAUCACUAAUGGAGAAAUAUUUAAAGCAGAUGAAAAGGAGAAGCCUACAGAAGCAUCACUGAGGGGAUUUGCACUCAGAGAACCAAACAGCCACGGGGAGGCUUAUACUCUGACCAACAUCUACAUAUAUCCCAUCAAAUCAUGUGCAGCAUAUGAGGUGCACGACUGGCCAGUGGGACCGCAGGGUUUGCUGUAUGACAGAGGCUGGAUGGUGGUGAAUGGAAACAGCGUGUGCCUGAGUCAGAAGAGAGUGCCCCCUUUAUGCCUCAUUCGCCCACAAGUCCACCUGCCCUCAAACAAAUUGCUCCUGCAGGCAUCAGGGAUGGAUACCAUUUCGGUUCCCCUGGAAAACAGCACUGAAAUGCACAGAAGCUAUCCAGUGUGUCAGAGUAAAGUUUGUGGUGACAGGGUGGAGACUGUCGACUGUGGGGAUGAGGCGGCAUCGUGGCUCUCAGACUUUCUUGGACAGCCCUGUCGCCUGAUAAGACAAAGUCCUGAUUUUACCCGAGGCAUGAAGAAGAGGCCUAGUGGAGCUGCCACCUCCUCAUCCCUCUCCCUGGUGAAUGAAGCUCAGUAUCUCAUGAUCAACCGUGCCAGUGUGGAGCUCAUUCAGAAACUAAUGAGCAGCAGACAGGACGAUUUUGAGGGCGAUCGGCUUCUUGACACACAGAAUGUCAUUAGCCGCUUCCGAGCCAAUUUAGUCAUCGCUGGAGUAGAACCAUUUGAGGAAGAUAAUUGGUCACACUUGAUUAUUGGCAACACUCGAUUCGUGGUCGCAGGUCAGUGUGGAAGAUGCCAGAUGGUUGGAGUGGACCAGGACACUGGGACCAAAACAAAAGAGCCGUUAAUGUCUCUGUCAGCCUGCCGCACCGGGAAGGUGACUUUUGGUGUGUACCUGACCCAUCAGCUACCAGAGGGCUCCACUACAGCGAAUGUCCUCUCUGCUGGGUCACCCAUAUAUCCAGAGCCACACAGUUCUUGAAGAAGUCAUCCGUGAGAUCCUCUUUAUUUAUUUUGGUGACACUUUUUUUUGUCCUAAGGGCUCAUUGUUCUGCUGUGCGUCCCAAAGAUCACCUGUCAAACACUGUGGGGAGUUUCUAUAGACGCUGCUCUUUUCUUUGUGUGUGUAGCGCUAGUGGCUUUUGUCCUCUUAGAUGUCCUUCUCAUACCAAAGCAUGAGAUUAUAUUCAAUUCAAGUCUGUUUUGAUGGAAAAUGAAUGAGAUUUUUGGAUUUUUUCCCCCCAAUGAUUUCAUUCCAAAAAUAUGUGCAAUAUAGUAGAUGUGAAAAAUUAUUAUUUGGAUGUAUUACUGCUAUUCGAGCCAAAACAUGUCAGGCUUGAUGCAAUAAUCGCUGCUCAUGUUAACCUCCCAGACAGUUCUUCCUUUGUUUAUUCCCAUGGAGGAUUAUAUUGCUAUUUAUUCCGAACACACCACCACUGUGCUGCCAGAAAUAUGAAACAUAUUGCUCUCUGUAAUGGAAAAACCUACCAGACACUGUGAUCAGUAUGUGCUCCUCAUGUGCUGCAGACUUGGACAUCCAAUUUCAUUCAAGAAAAAGUAAUAAAUUAAUGUUAAGAGGGUAGAAAAUGUGAAUUUAAUUAAUCCAAGUGGCAUGCUUGUACAUAAAGUACGUAUGUGCUAAACCGUUCUCGCAGUAAAAUUGCCCCUGUGUAUUGUGCACAUAUGGUGUAGUUGUAGGUUUAACGUGGCUGCUGUGUGCCCCAAGGUUUGGUACUGUUUGUAGAAUGUUUGCAAAUCUGUGCCCACAUUAAAUUAAUAUGUAUAAAUGUAUCCACAGAUUGGAUAAGGUAGAUAAUGGCACUGGGGAUUCCAAACAAACCCAGAUGGAGAUAGAUGACGAAUUAAAGCUGUGACCCGCCAAAGUUUAGAUAAUUAUUCAAGAUAAAAACUUUCAAGACAGCCUUGUCCUGCAUCAGAAAAAUAUGCAGUUAGAACUACAGAGAGAUAAUAGAACAAUAGGGCAAGCGUCAGGGAGAAUAAAAAACUGAAUUUGUCAAAAAAAGAAGCAUAUUAAGUCUGAAUGAUUGUUAAAAUAUAAGAGAGUUGUAUAAAAAGUUACUAAAAAUAUUAGGAAAACGCUCAUAUCUGAUGCAUACAGGAAAUAAUUGCUCAAAAUUCAUCCAAAUUGUUUGUUGUACACAGACUUCCUGCAGUUAUUGUGUUCACUAUUUGGGUUCAUUGCAUUGAAUAUAAUAUGAAAAAGCCAUAAAAUAUGGAUAGGGGGGUCAGGGGUCGUCAGUUUACUCAAUGAUAGAAAAUAGAUCCCUUUAGGAAAAAGGUUGGGAACCACUGAAUUAAAGGGAGUACCUACAUAAAGUGUCUUAGUGAGGAUUUGAACUACCAUGAGCAUCCAGAACAGCUUCAGUGCUCUUUGGCAUUGAGUCUCCAAGUCGCUGGAACUCUGCUGGAGCGAUGAACACCGUAACUCUUCCAAAAGAUAUUCCCUUGUAUGGUAUUUUUAAAGGCCAGGAUAUGAUUCAUGUCAUUUCAAUACUCAUUAAAAGCCUUCAGUGACUCAUCUACUCUGGUUUUUCCUUUAAAAUGUCACCAAGUUCUACCUCUACAAUCAUCUCCUACUGGUGCACAAUCUCACUGUUACUGUUAUUUAUUAUCUUGUCCUGUGAACGUGAACAAAAAAGACAAAAACAAAGAACAGGCAGGAAACCAACAGACAGAUAUUUGGUUACAAUAAUGUGAUCCCAUUGUUUCUUAACCAUAUCAUUUUGUCAAUUCAGUCUUCCCAGCAUCUUUUCACAAGCAACAACUUCCAUCGUUUGUUCCCUCCACAUUUCCCAACAUCUUAGAAUCAACUGAGAACACGUUAUUGAUCCAGCUGUUAUUACUCUAAAUGAAAAUGUACUCAACUGUGGUGCUGUAGUGUUGUCCCAGAGGAGACAUACUGUAACCUUGGUGACCUUAAACCCAUUUUAUUUAGUAGUGCUGGGGUGUAGUAAUAUAUGUGAAGUAUUUUGUAUUGAAUACAUUUGCCUCUGGCUUCUCUGGCGUAUUUUUUUUUUUAUCAUUGGAAGGAAUCCGCUCCCAUAUUGCUUCAUCAAAUGUACAGCCCAGGUCUUUUUCCCCAUAUCAUCCUCAUUGUUGUUUACCCAAGGACAUACCUCAUACCACUUUGAUGCUUUAUGAAACAUGUUGGCAGCUGUAGGUAGAGCUCUACCGUGUUGGUAUGAUGGAAGUGAAGUUUCAGCUUUAAUACAGUGUGUAAUUAUGAAACAUUUCCAAAGAUGGCCUUCUGCGAAUAGGUCAUUUAAUAUUCUGCUACCUUGUAUUUCCUGUGAAUGUUUGAUGUCUGAAAUAAACUGAACUAAAGAAUAAUUGAGGUUGCAGGAACCGAGCCAAAUAAUUAUUUUUAAUUAAAUAAAAAUGUAUUUUCCUAGACAUAAAGUACCUUUGGGUAGUCAGCCUUCUCCUAUCUCUCAACUCGAAUCUAUAAAACUGUGGUUACUGAAUAAUCAAAUGUGCUGUCAUAAGCUGGAGUAGUGCUUCUGUCAUUGUCUGUGCUUAUAUGCUUUUCUAUCCUUUCCUGUAAUUUCCUUUAUGUGUCAUGUGGUUAUAGGACAUAUAGGAGAAAUCAGUAUGGCCAUUGUGUUCCUGUUGUUUGUUCUUAUGUGCUUUUAUCUGUGCUUAUGUGAUUUUGUCUGUACUUAUCUGCUCUGUAUUUAUGUGAUUUUAUCUGUGCUUAUGUGCUUUUUUGUAUAUUUUAUUUUAAUGUGUCUGAUAUGCCAUCAACCCGCCAGGGACUGCAGAUGAAAAAUAACCCUGUGUGGCUAAAUCUGGCACAUUUACUGUACUAAUUAAUGUACAUUGUCCCUUUUUUUAACAAAUAAACAAAUAAAAAAAAAUUAUUUAUAUUUUAUGCAAGUUUUAAAUGCA
Dicentrarchus labrax (European seabass) is the source of this 5630-nucleotide messenger RNA. RefSeq names its product molybdenum cofactor sulfurase (gene mocos). Bases 187 to 2703 code for a protein of 838 amino acids. Gene Ontology annotation, molecular function: pyridoxal phosphate binding; molybdenum ion binding; molybdenum cofactor sulfurtransferase activity. NCBI's taxonomy places the organism in Eukaryota, Metazoa, Chordata, Actinopteri, Moronidae. The record is from RefSeq and is a predicted model, not a curated record. Gene Ontology annotation, biological process: Mo-molybdopterin cofactor biosynthetic process. The transcript is spliced from 15 exons.